AUGGAGAGGUCCCUGGAGUUGGCCAACAUGACAAGAGUCCAGCAAUUUGUCUUGCUGGGUUUGUCCACAAGGCCAGACAUAAGGGAUGUCCUGUUUGCCAUCUUCCUGACUCUCUACCUGCUCAUCCUCCUGGAGAACACACUCAUCAUCUAUCUCAUCUGCAGUCACAGGGAGCUCCACAAGCCCAUGUACUUCUUCCUGGGCAACCUGAGCUACCUGGAGAUGUGCUACGUGUCAGUGACCAUGCCCAGCCUGCUGGUGGGGCUGUGGACUGGGCCCUACAAUAUCUCCUUCACAGCCUGCAUGACCCAACUCUUCUUCUUCGUCUCCCUUAUCUGUACGGAGUGCACCCUCCUGGCCUCCAUGGCCUAUGACUGCUAUGUGGCCAUCUGCCGCCCACUCCACUAUCUGCUGCUCAUGAGGCCCCAGGUCUGCCUGAGUUUAGCUUCGUCCUCAUGGCUUGGUGGACUGAUGGUCUCAGCAGUCAAGACAACAUGCGUUGCCACCUUGUCCUAUUGUGGCCCCAAUGUCCUCAACCAAUUUUUCUGUGAUGUCUCCCCUCUGCUCAACCUAUCUUGCACCCACGUGGCCCUGACAGAGCUGGUGGACUUCAUCUCUGCCAUUGUCAUCUUCUGUGGAACACUGCUGGUAGCUCUGGCCUCCUACUCAGCCAUUGGGGUGGCUGUGCUCCGCAUGCCUUCAGCUGCUGCCCGACGUAAGGCCUUCUCCACCUGUGCCUCCCACCUGGUUGUGGUGGGCAUCUUCUACUCAGCAGCCCUCUUCAUCUACUGUCGCCCCAGCCGUAUCAAAUCCAUGGACCUAAACAAAGUGCUGUCAGUCAUCUACACAGUGGUCACACCCAUGUGCAACCCCAUCAUCUACUGCCUGCGAAACAAGGAGGUCCAUGCAGCGCUGCGGAAAACUCUCCACUGGCCUUGAUCCUGGUCUUGGAUAAUUGGACCUCUCAUCUCUGGACUGAAAAUCUUUCAUGGCCAUGAAACACCAUAAAUAAUGUUGAAAGGCAAAUGAAAAACUGAAGAAAUAUAUUUCCCACCUAAUAUACAAUGAGUUCAUAUCAAUCAAUAACAAAAUCUGAAUUACCCAUGAGAAGACUGAGCAAUAUCCAUGAGGAAGCAAGUUAUCAAAGAUGAACGGUAACUUCAUGACAAGAUGCUCGACUUUGAUAGUGAAGCAAGAAAUCCAACUCUAACAAUCCCAUCAUCUUAUUCCUAGAAGACUGACAAAUGUUGACCAAAUGUGUCUGUAUGUUCCCACAAGGAGAGAUAGAAAACAUGUACAAGGAUGUUUACUGAAUCUUUGUAACGAAAAAAAAUCAGAAGCAAUCUGUAUGUCCAUCAAAAGUGAAUGGCUUAAAUACCUUAUAUUACAUGCAUUCUGAGAUAAACAUUGGGCUAUGAAAUAAAAAGAAAUACAUUUUUAUGUUUGAUGUGGAAAUAUGGGUGAGAUAUACAUAUUAAA
Messenger RNA from Equus caballus (horse), 1479 nucleotides. Lineage: Eukaryota; Metazoa; Chordata; Mammalia; Perissodactyla; Equidae. The record is from RefSeq and is a predicted model, not a curated record.